Molecule: messenger RNA, 1061 nt
Organism: Linderina pennispora
Lineage: Eukaryota; Fungi; Kickxellomycota; Kickxellomycetes; Kickxellales; Kickxellaceae
Product: PH-domain-containing protein
Exons: 1
Coding region: 365-1018 (217 amino acids)
Source: RefSeq, a predicted model, not a curated record
CUGGGAACCCCACCCCGGGCCGCGCCAAUGGCAGGCCGUAGACCGCUGAUUGCACGACGCUAAAAAGGGAAGCGCUUGCAGCCCCAAUGCACAGCGGUUUGCAUUGAUUUUCGCCCUGGCAUUCAUGGUUCUUUGUUGUCUUUGUUUCGAAAGGAAAAUGCCACACCAGCCAGAGAAAUCGAGCUGCACUGCGCUAUUAUAAAGACUAGGUCCAAUCCUUCAGCCUCACGACAGACAAAAAACUUCCCUCUUCUCCUUUGUCGCUCUUUUUAUUUCUUUGGAGAUUCACUUCGCCUUGCACUUUUAAUUAUUCAGCUUCUGGCCUUGCCUAUCCACUAUUAUUGCACCUCAGACACACACAAAAAUGCAGACCCCUUCGUCUCGCUACUCAUCCUCGCUCUCCUCGGAGGGCUCGUGCCCGCCGGUUCAGCUGCGCAAGCUGCAGGCAACACACGAGGGCUGGCUCUACAAGCAGAGCACAGGCUCGUUUAUGCGGUCGUGGAAGCGGCGGUACGUUGUGCUGUCGGAUGAGCGCCUUUAUAUCUUCAAGGAGAGCUUUGACUCGACAUCCACAACAUCUGUGGUGGCGCUGUCGAACUUCCGGUCCGUGCGGCGGGUGGCGAAUCCGCGCAAGACCCCCUAUGGUUUGGUUCUGAUGACACACCGGCGGUCCUCUGUGUUUGAGGACCCGACCGACGAGGUCAAGGAGAACUUUGAGCUGGAGCUGUAUGCCGAGUCGGAGGCGCAGCUGAACCAAUGGCUUGACACUAUCUCCAAGAUCCUAGUCAACAUGGACAUGCGGUCGUUUGUAUCGCCGCUGACCAGCUUCGAUGCGCUGCUGCAGCGGGCAGGCAACAUGCAGAGCCCGAUGAGCUCGGUGCGCAGCCAGAUUGCUCAGCACCGCGCGACAUUGAGCCACUCGCCGUCCACAGCGACGCUGGUGUCGAAUGGCUCGAUGGAGGCCAAGGCGGUUUCUCCGCCAAUCUCGGGCAGCGCCCUGGCCAGACUCGGCCUCUGAACAAACCACUCUUGCACACUCGCCCCCAUUGUCCAAUCCGCUU